Messenger RNA from Diceros bicornis minor, 3260 nucleotides. It is a transcript of the gene ADAM22, whose product is annotated as ADAM metallopeptidase domain 22. Gene Ontology annotation, cellular component: postsynaptic density membrane. Gene Ontology annotation, molecular function: metalloendopeptidase activity. The record is from RefSeq and is a predicted model, not a curated record. The transcript is spliced from 32 exons. The coding region runs from base 252 to 3170 and encodes 972 amino acids. Gene Ontology annotation, biological process: proteolysis. NCBI's taxonomy places the organism in Eukaryota, Metazoa, Chordata, Mammalia, Perissodactyla, Rhinocerotidae.
CACUUAGCUACAGCCAACCGCCCAAUGCAGCACUCGCUCGCUCCCCCCGCCAGCGGAAGCGCCCGCGGAGCACAAUGCAGCACUGAGGCAGCGCCGCGGUGGAGGCUGCAGCGCCACGGCCACCGCAGCACCGGCCCGGGCUGGGAGGGGGCGGCCGAGGCAAACCGGGGGGCGCGGGGCGAGGGAGCCGGACCCCGCUGCCGGGGCAUGAGGAGCUGAGCGUCUCCAACGGGGCGGUUGACGGCAGCACCAUGCAGGCGGCGGCGGCUGCGUCCGUGCCCUUCUUGCUGCUCUGCGCCCUGGGGACCUGCCCCCCGGCGCGCUGCGGCCGGGCAGGAGACGCCUCGUUGACGGAGCUGGAAAAAAGGAACGAAAACCGCUUCCUGGAGCGCCAGAGCAUCGUGCCACUCCGGCUUCUCUACUGCUCGGGCGGCGAAGACGAAACUGGGCACGACGCGCUCGAUACGCGAGUGCGGGGCGACCCCGGCGGCGGGCAGUUGACUCAUGUUGACCAAGCAAGCUUCCAGGUUGAUGCCUUUGGAACAUCAUUUAUUCUCGAUGUCAUGCUAAAUCAUGAUUUGCUGUCCUCUGGAUAUGUAGAGAGACACGUUGAACAUGGAGGGAAGACUGUGGAAGUUAAAGGAGGAGAACACUGUUACUACCAGGGCCAUAUCCGAGGAAACCCUGCCUCAUUUGUUGCAUUGUCAACAUGCCAUGGACUUCAUGGGAUGUUCUAUGAUGGGAACCACACCUAUCUCAUUGAGCCAGAAGACAAUGACACUUCCCAAGAGGAUUUCCGUCUUCAUUCAGUUUACAAAUCCAGACUGUUUGAAUUUCCCUUGGAUGAUCUUCCAUCUGAAUUCCAACAAGUAAACAUCACUCCACCAAAAUUUAUUUUAAAACCAAGACCAAAAAGGAUUAAGCGACAGCUUCGACGACAUCCUCGUAACGUAGAGGAGGAAACCAAAUACAUUGAACUGAUGAUUGUGAAUGACCAUCUCAUGUUUAAAAAACAUCGGCUUUCAGUUGUACACACCAAUACGUAUGCGAAAUCUGUGGUGAACAUGGCGGAUUUAAUUUAUAAAGACCAACUUAAGACAAGGAUAGUAUUGGUUGCCAUGGAAACCUGGGCAGCUGACAACAAGUUUGCCAUAUCUGAAAAUCCAUUGAUCACCCUACGUGAGUUUAUGAAAUACAGGAGGGAUUUUAUCAAAGAGAAAAGUGAUGCGGUUCACCUUUUUUCGGGGAGUCAAUUUGAGAGUAGCCGGAGCGGGGCAGCUUAUGUUGGUGGGAUUUGCUCGUUGCUGCAGGGAGGCGGCGUGAAUGAAUUUGGGAAAACUGAUUUAAUGGCGGUUACACUUGCCCAGUCAUUAGCCCAUAAUAUUGGUAUUAUCUCAGACAAAAGAAAGUUAGCAAGUGGCGAGUGUAAAUGUGAGGACACAUGGUCUGGAUGCAUAAUGGGAGACACCGGCUAUUAUCUUCCUAAAAAAUUCACCCAGUGUAACAUUGAAGAGUAUCAUGAUUUCCUGAAUAGUGGAGGUGGUGCCUGCCUUUUCAACAAACCUUCUAAGCUUCUCGAUCCUCCUGAGUGUGGCAAUGGCUUCAUUGAAACUGGAGAGGAGUGUGACUGUGGGACUCCAACGGAAUGUGCCCUUGAAGGAGCAGAGUGUUGUAAGAAAUGUACCUUGACUCAAGACUCUCAAUGCAGUGAUGGUCUUUGUUGUAAAAAGUGCAAGUUUCAGCCUGUGGGGACUGUGUGCCGAGAAGCAGUAAAUGAUUGUGAUAUUCGUGAAACAUGCUCAGGAAAUUCAAGCCAGUGUGCCCCAAAUAUUCAUAAAAUGGAUGGAUAUUCAUGUGAUGGUGUUCAGGGAAUUUGCUUUGGAGGAAGAUGUAAAACCAGGGAUAGACAAUGCAAAUACAUCUGGGGGCAAAAGGUGAUGGCAUCAGACAAAUACUGCUAUGAGAAGCUGAAUAUUGAAGGGACCGAGAAGGGUAAUUGUGGUAAAGACAAAGACACGUGGAUACAGUGCAACAAACGGGAUGUGCUUUGUGGUUACCUUCUGUGUACCAAUAUUGGUAGUACUCCAAGGCUUGGAGAACUCGAUGGUGAAAUCACAUCGACUUUAGUUGUGCAGCAGGGAAGAACCUUAAACUGCAGUGGUGGGCAUGUUAAGCUUGAAGAAGAUGUAGAUCUUGGCUAUGUGGAAGAUGGGACACCUUGUGGUCCCCAAAUGAUGUGCUUAGCACACAGGUGUCUUCCUGUGGCUUCCUUCAACUUUAGUACAUGCUUGAGCAAUAAAGAAGGCACUGUUUGUUCAGGAAACGGAGUUUGCAGUAAUGAGCUGAAGUGUGUGUGUAACAGACACUGGAUAGGUGCAGACUGCAGCACGUACUUCCCUCACAAUGAUGAUGCAAAGACUGGUAUAACUCUGUCUGGCAAUGGUGUUGCUGGUACCAAUAUCAUAAUAGGCAUCAUUGCUGGCACCAUUUUAGUUCUAGCCCUCCUAUUAGGAAUAACUGCGUGGGGUUAUAAAAACUAUCGAGAACAGAGACAGUUACCCCAGGGAGAUUAUGUAAAAAAGCCUGGAGAUGGCGACUCUUUUUAUAGCGACAUUCCUCCUGGAGUCAGCACAAACUCAGCAUCUAGUUCUAAGAAGAGGUCUGCUUUUCUGUCGCAUUUUCAGAUUUCUACCUGUUCCAUCACACAUUAUUCCAUUAGUCAGAACAUUUCAUUAUUUUGCAGCAGGUCAAAUGGACUUUCUCAUUCUUGGAGUGAAAGGAUUCCAGACACAAAACAUAUUUCAGACAUCUGCGAAAAUGGGCGACCUCGAAGUAACUCUUGGCAAGGUAACCUGGGAGGCAACAGAAAGAAAAUCAGAGGCAAAAGAUUUAGACCUCGGUCUAAUUCAACCGAGAGGGAGCCCCAAGCACCUGAGCCUGGGCACUCCCUCGCCCAGACAGUCCCAUCCCAAGGCAUAAGCCCAGGGGGCUCUGACAGCCCCCAGACAGGGAGUCUGGAUCACAGGACUUUAUCUCCUGCCAAGUCUCCUUCUUCAUCAACUGGGUCUAUUGCCUCCAGCAGAAAAUACCCCUACCCAAUGCCUCCACUUCCCGACGAGGAGAAGAAAGUGAACCGACAAAGUGCCAGGCUAUGGGAGACAUCCAUUUAAGAUCAACUGUUUACAUGUGAUACAUCGAAACUGUUUACUUCAACUUUUAUAGAAACCCAGCCUCAUGGAAUCACUGCAAAUCUAUCUGCU